AUGCCCGAACCCUCUCCCAUUCUGACGGCAACUGCAACAGUUCACGAUGAGGGUAGCGGAGGAGGCGAUAAGAGCAAUUUAUCAAGGUCUUGGCAAAAUCAUUGCCAAAGCUGUAAUACCUGGUUUAAUAAACGGAGUCAGCUGGAUGCUCACCUUUACGCCACAAGUCACCAGCGCGUCUCCCGUCCCAAAUUUUCUCCCACCAACUUUUUUCAAACAUCAACAGGCAUCUACAAUCUGCCUGUUGACUCUCUCCCCCAAAAUCCACUGCCCCACAGUCCCAGCAAUUGUUCAUUGGACGAUGCUAACAACUGGUGGUCGCAUCAACAAAAGCGGAAAAUCAACUUCUCACCGGCCACAUUGCCGCCCCACCAGACGCCAGUUGCUGCGUCGACCGGCGCUGCGGACCAGUACUGUUCAUAUCAGGCGACCCAUCACAUAAUUCACCACACCAUGUUUACCGAAACCACAACAACACCCACAAUUUAG
Molecule: messenger RNA, 489 nt
Organism: Mesocestoides corti
Lineage: Eukaryota; Metazoa; Platyhelminthes; Cestoda; Cyclophyllidea; Mesocestoididae
Source: the annotation of a GenBank genome assembly